Messenger RNA from Adineta steineri, 7542 nucleotides. Lineage: Eukaryota; Metazoa; Rotifera; Eurotatoria; Adinetida; Adinetidae. The record is from the annotation of a GenBank genome assembly.
AUGAGCGAAGAAAUUAAAGAUGAUAACGAUGUUCAAUCUGAUGAUGGUAAUCAAGAGCAUGAACAAACAGAAGAAAUCAUUCCACAAGUCUCUUUAAAUGGUGAAGAAGAGCAUGAACCAGCACAAGAAAUCAUUCCACAAGUUUCUAUAAAUGGUGAAGAAGAGAAUGAACCAACACUCGCAACACCGAAUGGUCGUGAAACACCAUCACCAACAUUAUCAAUGUCUGAUGUUUUUAUUGACAAACAAAAUGACUCAUUACCUAUUUCUACUGAAAAUAAUACUCAACAACUUCUUCAAGUAAUAUCCGAGAAAUCAAAUAAAGAAGCAAGUUCAGCUAUUCUAAAUACGCUUGUCGAUGGAGAUUUUGAUUUAGAUAAAAAUUAUAUUAUUCAAAAUCCAAAAAAUCUAUCGGAAUUAUUUUCAAUGUUUAAUGAAAUAUCACCAUCAUUACAAGCAGAAAUUCUUAGUGUUUUAAUUGGUAUAAUGCGUAAAAGUGAACGAAAUUUAUUAGUAUGUGUUGAUGCAAACAUAUAUAAUAAAGUUUUCGAGCUAUUAAAUGAUAUUGAAAAUGAUGUUGUUGCAAAUUUAUUAGUCGAUAUUUUAACUGUUUUAACAUCAUUAACAAUUAAUGUGAAUGAACUUAAAUUACUUUUACGUUAUUUAAAAACAGAAAAUAAAAUUUGGAAAAAACAUUCAGUUAAAUUAUUAAAUAUAUUCCAUCAUCUUCCAUAUCGACAUGGACCCGAUGAAUUUUUUAAUUUUCCUGGUCGAAAUAAUUCCGGUCUUGUUUUACCUCCAAUUAAAACAUGGCCAUAUCAAAAUGGUUUUACCAUAACAACAUGGUUUCGUAUUGAUCCUGUUGCAAAUAGUGUUAUUGAAAAAGAAAAACCUUAUUUAUAUUGGUUUUGUACAUCGAAAGGACAUGGUUAUACCGCCCAUUUUGUUGGUAAUUGUCUUGUUAUAUCCUAUUCAAAAUUAAAAGAAAAAAGUUUUCAACAUUGUAUACAAUAUGAAUUUAAAUCACGAGAGUGGUACAUGAUUACAUUUGCUCAUCAAUAUCAACGUUGGAGUAAAAGUAGUGUUCAAUGUCAUAUCAAUGGUCAACUUGUAUCAACUGCUUAUUUUCCUUGGAGUAUUGAAAGUGGUGAACUAUUUGAUAAAUGUUAUAUUGGUUGUACACCUGAACAUAAUGAUUUAACAAGUUUUUCUGGUCAAUUAUCAACAUUUUAUCUUUUUAGUAUAUAUUUAGAACCAAUGAUUGUUCAAGGUUUAUAUAAAUUAGGACCUGCUUAUAAAAAUCAAUUUAAAUUUGAACAUGAAAGUGCACAUAUACUUAGUGAAGGACAACGUAAAGCUAUGUAUGAUGGAAAAUUAAUGAAUUCAAUUGUAUUUAAUUAUAAUCCAAUUGCAUGUGAAGAAAAACUUGUUUUACAAGCCGGUCCAAAAUCGAAUGUAUCACAUUUUGUUCAUAAUGCUCAUGCACAAAUGUUAAGUAAUGUUCGAUCGGUUGUAACACAUUCAAUUUAUUCAACAUUACAUUCUAUUGGUGGUAUUCAAGUUAUUUUUCCUUUAUUUGAUCAAUUAGAUCAUCAACAAAUGAAUGGGACAAUUACUUAUAAUGUUUGUUCAGUACUUCUUCUAACAUUAUGUGAAUUAAUUGAACGUUCAUAUACAAUUCAACAUCAAAUGCUUAGUUCAAAAGGUUUUCUAACAAUUGGUUAUUAUCUUGAAAAGUCAUCAAAAGAACAUAUCAAUAUGGAAGUCUUAAAUGCUUUGAUAACUUUAACAAAUUUUUUUGUCAAAAUUCAAAGUAAAAAUAGUCCAUUAUUAUUAAAACAAUUAUUUGUUCAUAUAUUUUUCAAUCCAUCGAUUUGGAUAUAUUGUUCUGUUGAUGUUCAAAUGCGUUUAUAUACAUAUUUAGCAACAGAAUUUAUAACAUAUAAUGAAAUAUAUCAUUCAAUUCAACCUAUAAGUGGUAUUAUUCAAACAUUACAUACAUUAAAAUAUUUUUAUUGGAUUGUUAAACCAAGUCAUCAAGCGAAAGCUUUAGAUGAUAAUCGACCAACACGUGAACAAAUUACUGAAAUGAGACGUUAUAUGUUAUUAUAUAUGAAACAACUUGUUAUUAGUAGUUCAGGUACACAAGAAGAAGAACUUCAAGCUAUUCUUAAUUAUCUACAUACAGUACAUGAAGAUGAAAAUUUAAUUGAUGUAUUGGAUAUGGCUGUAAAUCUUAUGUCAGAAUAUCCAAAAACAAUGGUACCUGCAUUUGAUCGUCGACAAGGUUUAAGAACGGUUUUUAAAUUAUUAGCAAAUAAUAGUGAAUCAACACGUUUACAAGCAUUAAAAUUAUUCGGAUUUUUUCUUCAACGAAGUACAAUCAAACGAAAAACAGAUUCUAUGCAACCACAUAAUCUAUUUUCAAUAUUAACCGAUCGUCUAUUACUUAAUCCAAAUGGUUUUACUAUGUCUACAUAUAAUAUUUUAUUUGAAAUACUGGUGGAAAAAGUAAAUGGGCCAAUUGUUGAAAAACGUAGUGCAGAAAUUACGGGCGAUUGGAAAAUUGAAAAUUCAGCAAUGAUUAAAGUAAUUGCUACAUUACUUCGAAAUUCACCGGAUAAUAUUUAUUUAUAUGAUAUAAAAUCUCGUUUUCUUGAUGAUAUGAUUUUACUUUCAUGUGCAAGUCGCGAAAAUCGAAGAAUUAUUUUACAAAUGUCUGUUUGGCAAGAAUAUUUACUUGGUAUUGCAUAUAUAUAUCCAUCGAAUGAUCGACAAGUAGAAGUAACUGAUCGAGUUUUUGAAUUAUUAAAAAUUUUAUUACAUCAUGCAAUUAAAUUUGAAUUUGGUGGAUGGAGAGUUUGGAUUGAUACACUUUCAAUUCUACAUGGACGAGUAACAAAAGAAGAUUAUUAUCGUAAGAUUAAUAAAAUGGUUGAAAAUAUGAAAGAUAGUGAUGAAAAUGAUCAAAAAACACCAACAGAAAGUGGCGCGGAAACACCAAUUGAUGGACAUACAGUUGUAACACCUACUAGAUCAACUUCUAAUCGUCAAGUAUUCAAUAAAAGCAAUCAGUUACCACCAUUUUCAAUUUCUGAAUAUAAAUAUUCUCCAUUACAUAUUCGUUUAUUGCAUAGUGUGUUUGAUUCAAUUGAAACUGAUGUUCGUGCAUGGAAAUCCGAUCCAACAAAACCAAUUACUGAUGCAAUUAAUCAUGCCGAUAAUCAAAUCUUUUGUGUUAAUGUUAUACAUAUUAUUUCUCAAAUGUCUGAUAUUUUAUGUAACGCAUGUGGAGGACUUCUACCAUUACUUGCUAGUGCUACAUCAGCUUCACAUGAAGCUGAAGUAUUAGAAAAUUCUGAAGGUUUAUCACCAUAUAAUGCACUUAAAAUAUUAAAACGUGUUAUGAGCUUAGCAGAUUUAUUUAUUCUUUCAAAUACAACAAGUUUUGCUGAACUUGAACAAGAUAAAAAUAUGCCAAAUGGUGGAAUUUUACGACAAUGUCUUCGCUUAGCAAUGACAACUGCUGUUCGUAGUUGUGUUGAAUGUCGUUUUCAACAAUUUGAUCCAUCUAACACAUCAAAAUCUUCUUCACAACCACAAACUAAAACUCCAAUGAAAGAUCCAAUUGAAUCUAUACUUGAAUUAACUUAUCUAUUGAAUUCAUCACAAGACAAUGAUAAUGAUGAAAAUAUUGAAAGUCUCCUUACUUCAUUCGUAAAAAAUCCUGAAUCAGUUUUACAGGAUAUUGAUAUUCAUCGUUUACGUGCUAUUCUCUAUCGUGAUGUGGUAAGACAAGAUCGAAGUAAAACUGGCAAAAACGUUGUCAUUGUUGUGGAUGAUGCAAAACAAUCACAAUUUUUAGCAUUAGCUAUUGUUUAUUUUGCAUCUGUAUUAAUGGUAUCGAGAUAUCGAGAUAUCAUUGAAACAAAUCAAGUACCAUUAUCAAGAACAACAUCUUUUAUGAGUGCAACAAGUAGUGUUCGAAAUGGUUUAAUGAUGGAAGGAAAUGCUGAUACAGCUAGUGUGAAUGGUUUAAGUUCAAUUGUAGCUCCUAUUACUAAAAAUAAAAAAACUUCAAAUCAAUCAACAGUAUCUAAUGAACGAUUUGAUACAGGUAAUGAAACAGAUAAUACAGAUUCACAAUCAAUCGAUCGAACAUCUGUAGAUUUGAAUAGUUCAAAUACGACACCUGCUCAUUAUGCAAGUAUUGCUAGUAUUCCAAUAAAUGAUCCACCUACACUUGAACAAAGUCAAAUAUCGGAAUCAAAACUUCCAGAUUAUCCAAAAACAAGUUUCAAUUCAAAUGAACCAUCACCAAUGAAUAUAACUGAAAAAUUAGAACGAACAUUAUCAAAUAUAGCACCAUUUUUACGAGAUCUUUUUACAGAAUUUUCACAUAUACUUUCAAAAAUAUUAGUUGGAUCACAUGGACAAGAACUAAUACCAAAUGGUUUACAUGCUCUUAAACAAACAGCAUCAGUUGUUGAACUUGUCAUGCUUUUAUGUUCUCAAGAAUGGCAAAAUUCACUACAGAAACAUGCUGGUUUAGCUUUUAUUGAACUUGUUAAUGAAGGUCGUUUACUUGCUCAUGCAAGUAAAGAUCAUGUUGUUAAAGUUGCAAAAGAAGCCGAUUUUAUACUUAAUCGUAUGCGUGCAGAUGAUGUACGAAAAGCUAGUGAAUUUGAACAAUUAUGUGCUCAAACAAGUUCAGAACGUAUUCAUGAAGAAGAUUUAUGUGAUCAUUUUAUAACAUCAUCUCGUCAACGUUAUCAAACAAAUGCAUUACGUUUAAAAGAAAAAUAUUUAUCUCAAAUGAUGAAUGAUAAAAUAACUUAUUUAAAUAGUUCAUGUUUAUUUUGGAAAUUAGAUCCAUGGGAAGAUGAUUUAAGACGACGAAGACGUAUGAUACAAAAUCCAAAUGGUAUUUUAUAUAAUGAAUCAAUAGAAAAUAAUUCAUCCGAUGAUAUUAAUGAUGAUAUAAUAACAACAACAGUUAUUAAAGAUGAAUAUUUAUUAAAACAAUUAAAACAACAAAAAACACAAAAUUUUAUGUCAAAUAAUAAUGAUGAUGAAGAUUUAUCACAAAUUGAUGAAAGAGAUCUUGAAUAUGAUUUUUCCGGACCAAUACGUUAUUCAACAGAAUGUUCUCUUAUAUUUGGAAUUACUUGUAUAUCAGGAGUUUUAGCUAUUACACAUCAUGCAUUACUCUUUGAUGCAAAUGAAGAUGAUGAAAAUUUCAAAAAUCUUGAUUUAAAAAUAUUUCCUUAUAUUGAUAAUCUUCAUGGAAAAUGGCAUUUUAAUGAAAUACGAGCAAUAUUUUCAAGAAAAUAUCUUCUACAAGAUAAAGCAUUGGAAAUAUUUGUUUCAAAUAGAACAAGUGUUAUGUUUGCCUUUACCGAUCGUACUAUUGUAAAAAAAGUUGUCAAUUUUUUACCUCGAGUUGGUGUUGGUGGUCGUUAUGGAUUACCACAACAAAGACGAACAUCGUUAGCAUCACCAAAACAAUUAUUUCGUUCGGCAAAUAUGACACAACGAUGGCAACGACGUGAAAUUUCCAAUUUUGAAUAUCUGAUGUAUCUCAAUACGAUUUCAGGUCGAAGUUAUCAAGAUUUAAAUCAAUAUCCGAUAUUCCCAUGGAUUAUAGCUGAUUAUGAUAGUGAAAAACUUGAUUUAAAUAUUCCAUCAACUUAUCGAGAUUUAUCAAAGCCUAUUGGAGCAUUAAAUCCUACACGAAAAUCAUUUUUUGUCGAACAUUAUAAUAAUUGGGAUUCGGAUACUAUUCCUGCAUUUCAUUAUACUACACAUUAUUCAACAGCAACAUCUACAUUAAGUUGGCUUAUUCGACUUGAACCAUUUACUUCAUAUUAUUUAAAUUUACAUGAAAAUAAAUUUGAUUCACCUAAUCGAACAUUUCAUUCUAUUCCUCAAUCAUGGCAAAAUUGUCAACGUGAUUCAUCUGAUGUUAAAGAAUUAAUUCCUGAAUUAUUUUCAUUACCAGAAAUUUUAACUAAUUAUAAUAAUUAUAAAUUUGGACAAACAGAAAAUGAAACUCUAGUUGAUGAUGUUAUUUUACCGAAAUGGGCUCAAACACCAGAAGAUUUUAUUCGAAUGAAUCGAGCAGCUUUAGAAUCUGAAUUUGUUUCAUCUCAUUUACAUCAAUGGAUUGAUUUAAUUUUUGGUUAUAAACAAAGAGGACCCGAAGCAAUACGAGCUAUAAAUGUUUUUUAUUAUUUAACAUAUGAAGGUGCUGUUAAUCUUGAUUCAAUAAUGAAUCCAGUAGAUCGUGCUGCUAUUGAAAAACAAAUAAAACGUUUUGGUCAAGUUCCAUCACAACUUUUAACUGAACCACAUCCACCAAGAAAUUCAGCAGUACCAACAACUCCAACACCACAUAAUACUACAUUGGAAGAUGUAUCAAUGAUUAUGAAAUUUUCAUCAAAUGCACCAAUAAUUCAUGUUGCGGCUAAUACUAAUCCAACAGUUCCAAUUCCAGCUGUAUUAACUAUUAGUAAUAGACAUGAUUUUUCAAUAAAUAAAUAUAAUACCAAUGUUGGAUCAUCGACACAAACUUAUUCAGAAACACCAGUAACACCAAUUAAUCAACAAGCACAACUACCAUUAAGCAUGGAUUCACUUUUAGUAUUAAAUACAGGUUUACAUCGUCGUCAUCUUGGUGAUACUUUUGAUGAACGUACUCAACAACGUCAUCAAAGUUUUGUUGUUACUGCUGACAAUCGUUUUAUUAUUUCGACAGGUUAUUGGGAUAAAAGUUUUCGUGUACAAAAUACCGAUAUGGCAAAAACAACUCAAGUACUCUAUGGACAUUUUGAUGUAGUUACAUGUGUAUGUCGAUCAGAAAUAACUGUUGCAGGAAAUUGUUUUAUUGCAACGGGUUCAAGAGAUUCUACUGUUUCGAUUUGGAUUUGGAAUGGAACAAAAGGAGCAAUUGUUGAUAAAGAAUAUCCAAAUCAAGAUAUCAAUCCAUCACCAUCAGCAAUUUUAACAGGUCAUGAUAGUGAAAUAACAUGUUUAUGGAUAUCAGCUGAACUUGGAAUUGUUGUAAGUGGUAGUGAACAUAGUCUUAUACUUCAACAUACACUCAGUGGAGAUAUAUUACGAGCUUUUGAAAAUCCAUGUAAUAUGUCUACACCACGUUUAUUAGCACCGUCAAAUGAUGGUGAUAUUAUUGUUUGUUAUAAUCGAUCCAAUUUAUGUUUAUAUACAUUAAAUGGAAAAUUAAUGAGACAAGCAAUUUUUGAAGAUGAAACUAUUCAAAAUAUGGUACUAAAUUCCGAUAGUCAAUAUACGGUUAUUGGAGGUGAUCGUGGUUUUGUACAAAUUCUUCGUACACAUGAUUUACAACCGAUUUAUGCUUAUCCACAAUGUGAUGCUAGUAUUCGUUCAUUAGCUAUUACUCAUGAUCAAAAAUAUAUCAUAGCUGGUCUUUCUACAGGUUGUUUAAUUGUUUUUAAUGUUAAUUUUAAUGCUAUUAAUCAAUCUCGACGUGAUCCAGCAACUAUUGUUGCUAAUUCCACUUAA